CAAGCUGAGUCGAGCCGGACAUGGAUCCCGGGACGACGGCGAGGGUGGCGCUGAGAAGGGCUUGGCAGAUUCGUUGAAAUAGCACGUCGGCCUCAAGGUGGCAUCCCUUUUCAGCCCGACCGUCUCUAUGAGUCUCUCCGUUUCGCUUGCCUCCUCUAUCCCCAUCCUGUGCACUUCUACCGCGCCAUGUCCCAGCCCGACAGCAGCAGGCCUGAAAUCCCCAGCAUCGUCACCACGGACCUCUCCUCCACCGUCAACGUCGCCGCCCCCGUAGACAAUGAACACGUCGAGUUCGACGUCCAGCCGCCCACCCCUACUGACCAGACUUUUUUGAGCGCGUCGCCUACCUACCUUUCGCCACCCAGUGCCUUUGGCAGGCGUUCCUCUCUUGACGCGCCCUAUUCGCCCACCGUAUCGCCCACCCUCGGGCAUCGCUCCCCCUCGCCCUCCUACGCGGGUUCCAUCGCGGGCUCGUCCCAGCACGUCCCUCCGAGCCCGACGCUCUCCGCGCACUCCAGCGUGCACUUCGCCAGCUCGCUCGCGCUGCGCGACAACAAGCCCGAACAGAAGGACGGCAUCUCCUCGCUCGGGCUCCUAUCUCCGCACGCCAGCUACAAGCACAAGCGCAAGGGCAGCGUCGCGAGCAGCGUCGGGUCGGACGGCACCGAGCCGGACGUCGCCCCGUUCACGGAGUACGGCAUGGUAAGCAUAGCCGCCCCCCGGCUCGAGGACGAGUACAGGGCCCUGAGCGUGCCGCCGAGCCCCACGCACACGCACUUCGACCAGGCGAGCGAGAACGGCGCGGCGAGCGAGUUCGACGGCACGACGAUGCGCUCGCGAAGCGGCUCGGCGCACAGCCGGGCCAAGCUCAUCUCGCCACAGCCACCCGAAGACAAUGACGGCAAGCCGCCGUCGAAGAAAGGGAAGAAGACCGGCGACGGCCAGGACCACGACGACGACGACAUAGAUGCCCCGCGGCCCGCGCUUGACCUCUCCGCGGACGACGCGCUCGAUGCUGGGCCGUUCGCCUUCAAGCCCUACCGGCUGGCGUCGCUUGUAGAUCCGAAGUCGCUUUCUUCAUUAGAGCAGAUGGACGGCGUGAAGGGGCUGCUGAGGGGCCUUGGUACACAUCCGAAGCACGGUCUGUCUGCCGCCGCAAUCAAGAAGGCGGCGGAUCCACAGUCUGGUGCAGGUGCAGGUGAGAGUGCUGGACAGCGGCAUGACCGACCACCGCAAGAUCCAGGUGGACAAACGGAGACGGAGCCCGUCCCGGGUAUCGUUGUGACAGGGCCCGGGAGCGAGAUUGAUGUUAGCAGUGGGAAGCAGCGUCCUGCGGGCGAUGAGAGUGAGGAAGAGAUGGACGAGAAAGCAUACAACGCUCCGAUGGAGGAACGGCGACGCGUUUUCGGUACGAAUGUCCUGCCGGUGCGCAAGACCAAAUCGCUCUUGCAGCUCAUGUGGCUCGCAUUGAAGGAUAAGGUUUUGGUCCUAUUGAGUAUAGCUGCCGUCGUGUCUCUUGCGCUCGGUUUCUUCCAAGACUUCGGUACACCAAGGCCAGCUGGCGAGCCUCCUGUAGAUUGGGUCGAAGGUGUCGCCAUUAUUGUUGCUAUCCUCAUUGUCGUCCUUGUCGGCUCGAUCAACGACUGGCAAAAGGAGCGUCAGUUCCAAGCCCUCAAUGAGAAAAAGGAAGAACGUGGGGUCAAGGUUAUCCGUGCAGGCGACGAGCGCGUCGUCGACGUGCACGAAGUCGUCGUCGGCGACAUCGCGCUUCUUGAACCGGGCGAGAUCAUUCCGUGCGACGGUGUUUACCUCGGCGGCCACAACGUCCGAUGCGAUGAGAGUGGCGCGACGGGUGAGAGCGACGCGAUCCGGAAGAUCGACUACGAGGAGGCGGUCCGGGCGAGAGACGGCCACGGCGAACACGCCGGAGGGCACUCGGACUGUUUCAUGGUCAGUGGGAGCAAGGUGCUGGAGGGCUAUGGGAGCUACGUGGUGAUCGCUGUUGGUCCCAAGAGUUUCAAUGGGCGUAUCAUGAUGGCGCUCCGCGGUGACACGGAGGACACGCCCCUCCAGCUCAAGCUCAACGACCUCGCGGAGUUGAUCGCGAAGGCGGGCAGCAUCGCGGGGCUCGCGCUGUUCAUCGCCCUCAUGAUCCGGUUCUUCGUGCAGCUGGGCACGAACGACCCUGUGCGCACGGCGAACCAGAAGGGCAUCCAGUUCGUCAACAUCUUGAUCAUCUCCGUGACAGUGAUUGUCGUGGCCGUCCCUGAAGGGUUGCCGCUCGCGGUGACGCUCGCGCUUGCGUUCGCCACGAAGCGGAUGACGAAGGAGAACCUGCUCGUUCGCGUGCUCGGCUCUUGUGAGACGAUGGCGAACGCCAGUGUGGUCUGCACCGACAAGACUGGCACGCUCACCCAGAACAGCAUGACCAUCGUCGCCGGCACCAUCGGGAUCCAUUGCAAGUUCGUGCGCAAUCUCCCGGACAACAGGUCUCGCACGAACGCCGAGGGCGAUCAGCAGACCCAGGACAGGCAGGCGGAAGACGUCCUUCAAGGCACCUCGCGUCCGACGAACGGCAAGCGGAAACACUCCCAGGACUUCUCGAUCGAUCAGAGCGAGAUGAACAAGUUUCUGCACCCGGCGCUGCGUGAGCUGUUUAAUGAUGCGAUCGCGAUUAACUCGACGGCGUUUGAGGACGUGGAUCCGGAGACGGAGGAGCUCGUGUUCGUCGGGAGCAAGACGGAGACUGCGCUGCUGAAGUUCGCGAAGGAGCUCGGCUGGGCGGACUACAAGAAGACGCGCGAGGCCGCGAACAUCGUGCAGAUGCUCCCGUUCUCGAGCUCGCGCAAGGCGAUGGGCGUCGUCGUGAAGUUGGCGGACGGCAGGUAUCGCGUGUACCUCAAGGGCGCGAGCGAGAUCCUCGCGCGGAAGUGCACGAGCUUCGUGAGCGUGAUGCGGGCUGAGGAGGACAGCGAGUCGACUGGCGUCGACACGAGGGAGAUGGACGACUUGGCGCGGGACAACGUGUCAAGGACGAUCAUCUUCUAUGCGAACCAGAUGUUGAGAGCGAUCGCGCUGUGCUAUCGUGACUUUGAGUCCUGGCCACCUGCAGGUGCGUCGUACACUGCGGAGGACGAGGUCGAGUACGAAGACUUAGCGCAAGAGUUGACUCUCAUCGCCAUCACGGGUAUCGAGGACCCUCUCAGAGAGGGUGUUCGGGAUGCUGUCGCGGACUGCUUCAAGGCCGGCGUGACUGUCAAGAUGUGCACGGGUGACAACGUUCUCACGGCGCGCUCAAUCGCGCUGCAGUGUGGCAUCUUCACCGAAGGCGGCCUGAUUAUGGAGGGCCCUGUCUUCCGGAAACUGAGCGACCACGAACUCUUGGAGGCCAUCCCUCGGUUACAGGUACUUGCACGGUCGUCUCCCGAGGACAAGAAGCUGCUCGUGGAAAAGCUCCGUGAGCUCGGUGAGAUUGUGGGCGUCACUGGCGACGGUACGAACGACGGCCCUGCCCUCAAGACUGCGGACGUUGGCUUCUCCAUGGGUAUUGCUGGCACGGAAGUCGCGAAAGAGGCGUCCGACAUUAUCCUGAUGGACGACAACUUCGCGUCAAUCGUGAAGGCGAUCAUGUGGGGUCGGUGCGUGAACGACGCAGUGCGCAAGUUCUUGCAGUUCCAGAUCUCGACGAACAUCACGGCGGUUAUGGUGACGUUCGUUACGGCGGUGGCAUCGGCGUCGGAGUCGUCUGUGCUCUCAGCGGUGCAACUGCUUUGGAUCAACAUCAUCAUGGACACGUUUGCUGCGCUUGCUCUGGCGACGGACCCCGCUUCUCCUGAACUCCUAGAUCGCAAGCCGGACAAGAAGACCUCGCCGCUCUUCUCUGUCGACAUGUACAAGCAGAUCAUCGGCCAAUCUGUCUACCAGAUCAUUAUCAUUCUCGUGUUCCAUUUCUUGGGCAGCAGUAUUCUGGCGUUUGAUCCGCAAUACAGCUCGACGGUCGCGCAGACCACAGUCUUCAAUAUCUUUGUGUUCGCGCAAAUCGCGAACUCGGUGAACUGCCGGCGAUUGGACAAUCACCUGAAUAUCUUCGAGGGCAUUACGCGGAACUACUACUUCAUUGGCAUCACGCUCAUCGAAAUCGGCGUUCAAAUCCUCAUCGUGUUCGUCGGCGGUGCCGCAUUCAGCGUUACGCGAAUCGGCGGCGCUGAGUGGGGUAUCAGUCUGGCUCUAGGCCUCGUCUCUAUCCCUCUGGGUGCCCUUAUUCGUUAUAUUCCCAACGCGCCAGUUGAACGACUGCUGAAGACGCUGCACAUUAUGUCGACCCCUGCCGUUCUUCCGACGACGCGUACAGAUGGCGACUGGAACACCGCGAUUGAACUCGUGAGGGAUAACCUGAACACGUUUGCUCACAUUCGCGGUGGUCGUAUGCGUGCGUCGUCUUAUGUGGACAGGAGCCGCAAGGCCCGCCCGCUCCCUGAGACUGAGCUCGGCUUGCCCUCUAUUAUGACCAUGGUUCCGACGUUGAUUGCGUCAUCCAUCGGGCGGGCACCGUUGAGCCCGAACGGGCUUGCCGACCCCGCUCAGUUUGACCCCUCGAAGUCUUCAGCUGCGCUGUGGGAGGGACGAAUCCAAGUACAUCCAGACACGAAGCCAGACGAUCCCACCCGUCAACGAUGGGGAAAUGAAUCUAGUCCCUGUUAAUUCCGCCGUCUCAUGAUCACGACCCGCCCAUGCACGAUAUUGUACCGAUGCUCAGCCUUCGCGACAUAACGCUACCCUACACCUCUCUAGUCCUCUCUUGUUGAUGCAUCGCAUGACCCAUCCGCCCCCGCGCACGUACCAUACCCGCAAUCCGUUGACAUAAACACAUUCGCAUCCCUAGCCUUAUUCAUCACGGCUGCCAAGAGACAUCGACGGCUCCGACUUCUGCUCAUUCACAUUUCAUCGUUUUGGUACUCGUUGCAUCUUUCCGCGCCCAGACGGACAACUGCCGUCGUCUUGUUAGACGCUCCAAUCCACGACAGUAUGCCUUACGUUUCUCCUUAUAUCACGCCCAAUAGAUACAUUACUGAGUCAGUUUUUGAGGCUUGCGUUUGAAGAUGGCGUCUCAAACUCAUCAGAUCGUCCGCGAAGCUUUAUUUAUUGCGACAUUCAAUA
Messenger RNA from Fomitopsis serialis, 5157 nucleotides. RefSeq lists its product as uncharacterized. The transcript has 9 exons. Bases 187 to 4701 code for a protein of 1504 amino acids. The record is from RefSeq and is a predicted model, not a curated record. Gene Ontology annotation, molecular function: P-type calcium transporter activity; ATP hydrolysis activity; ATP binding. Gene Ontology annotation, cellular component: membrane; intracellular membrane-bounded organelle. Lineage: Eukaryota; Fungi; Basidiomycota; Agaricomycetes; Polyporales; Fomitopsidaceae. Gene Ontology annotation, biological process: intracellular calcium ion homeostasis; calcium ion transmembrane transport.